This is a messenger RNA of Schistosoma bovis, 3090 nucleotides long. The record is from the annotation of a GenBank genome assembly. NCBI's taxonomy places the organism in Eukaryota, Metazoa, Platyhelminthes, Trematoda, Strigeidida, Schistosomatidae.
AUGUGCCAAGGCCAAGGCGGGUUUAUUAAAAUGUCUGAAGGGCAGGGGAGGGGUUGUUUGAUGACAUUUCUAGUUCUUACCUCGUUAAUCUACAAGUCAUCUCAGAUAGGUUCAGUUACACCAGAAAUUAUUGUACUAGAUACCAAUGGCAACCAAAAAGAAUUAGAUGGUAUUGCUAUUGUUUACAAUUCCUACGUCACUUUAAUUUGCCGUACAGUAUCUGACGAACAUCUUCUAAGAUGGCUGUAUGCACCAUCACAAGAUGGAACGUUUACGCCACUAAAUAAUACAGGCCAUAUUACCAUUUCGUCUCAAAAAAAUGAAGAAGUAUCGUUGCUGCUCGUCAGCGUUCAGUUUAAUAUGUCGGGCGUAUAUCAGUGUACUAAUGGACUUGCCAGUCGUCAGAUAGAUGUUCACGUUUAUGGAGUUUUAAACAAGAUUAGUAGUACUGUCCAAUUGAUAAAAAAACAUGAGGUGGUUGGUGCUUACAGCCUUCAGAUUAACACAAUCAAUUCAAGUUAUCAUCCUGUUGUUGCGUGUGAAUUCCGAGUUGGUUCAAACGGUAUACGAUACACUACUGUCCGUUGGAGAGGCGGAAAGUAUCAUGUUAAACCCAAUCUUUACAAAGUUACUGAGAGUCGAGACGAAAAGUCUGGCAUUAUAUGGAGUAAUUUGACAUUGCUUCAUCCUUCCUAUGACCAAGAACUGUACGGAAAAUAUUAUUGCAUGUUCAAUAUUGUGCCUGGUACUAUGGAGACAGCUGAAUUACAAAUAAGCAUUCCACCAUUAAUACACAAAAAUGAACGUAGUGUAAAUCUUUAUUCUGGUGUGAAAUACACUUACUUCUGUGAUAUUAUUGCCUACCCACCAAUCACUGAACCUAUUUCAUGGAUGAGGAAUGAUGUUCCUCUAGUAAUCCAACAUAAUGGUCGAAUUCCUGUUCAUGAUAAUUCUGAAAAUCGUAUACAUUUUGAAAGUAAAAACGUUCUCAAUGAUCAAAUUGUAUUCGAUACAAUACAACCAGAUGAUAGAGCUGUCUAUUCAUGUUUUGUUCGUGGAGCAUUUGGAAAUGAUACAGCAGCUUUCUUUUUACGAGUAAAAGAAAUAUUCAACUUUAUAUGGUUAAAUGUCUAAUACAAGACAAUAUGAAUUCAAUCAACAAAGUUUUUUUGUUUACGAAAUAAUGUAGCCUGUUUCGAUUCGUUUGUCGAUAAGAUAUUAAUCAUUCAAAAAAUACAUGGCAGUAAUAUGUUUUCCUAAUACGUGUAACAUUAAGUGAACAUUUUAUAGUCUGGAAAUGUAUUCUAACUAGUGAUAUUUUUUAAAAGCUUAUUCUCACUCUUUUUCUUCGUUUUUCAUCAUAUUUUUCUUGUUUGUCCUAACAUUUUGAUGUAUGUAUUGCUGAGAACUGUGGUGACAUGAAUAUACAGGGGGUUGUUUGGUUUUAUACUUCAAAGGUUUGUUCUUUGCAGAUAAAUGCUGUAAGGAACUCAGUUCUUAUUUUUCAUAUGAAUUUAAUGUGUCAGAAACCAGUAUAUUCAGUCUGUGAAUAUGUGAUGAAAGUGUGCAGAAUGUAGAUCUAAAAUCUUCAAAUCAUGAGAAUGGUUUGUACGUAAAUAUUCUCUGCCCAGUCUGUUUGAAUUCUAUAGUUUUAAUAAUUGUUUUUCUAAAGAGACUACUCUUUACUUAGACUUAUCUUGUAUACACGGCAGUCAGUCAUUCACAACGUAGAACCUGUACGUGCAUACGUUUUUUCAAGUCUCCAUACCCUAUUAACACAAAGAGAUUAAGUUGUCAGGCCAAAUCUCAGAAUAGUAAAGGUAUUAACAAUGUCCGUAGUAAUAGGAAAGACUAGACAUUGAAGAUGCGACUCGAAAAGAAAAUAUAAAUUGGCGAAAUAAAAAUAUAAAUUUAUGAAGAAUAUAGAAUUUCAGGAUUUAGGGGAAUCUAAAGAAUGGAUGCACCUUCACCAUUGCAAAUGACUUUGAGUCAUGUCAUUCGAAGUCUAUAAUCAUUGGUUACGAUAAUCACGCGGAUCCCAACCAGGUAGUCUGUACCUAUUAACACGAGUCAGCCUGAUUGUCAGUGACUUCAUGAACAGAUAUCAGGGUUUGGCUGUUCCUAUCGUUUCUCCUGACUACUGCUCCGAAAGACAUUAUCCGUCAAGGUAGGAGGUGGUUGGGCAUGCGUAACACAUGUCUCCGCCAUCUCAAUUGAUGAAAAUUUGCUACCUCAUCAUUUGAUUCCCCAUCUUUACCUAGUACUCUACUCUUAACCCAAACAUUAUUUACUCUAUGGUCCCAAAAUACACGAGCAAUGCUUCAAAUACUAGUAACUUAUGAAUAUACUCUACUCCACGUAGCCAUUAGGCUAUGUAUCACAUCCAUCAAGUAGAACGGAGAAAACUGUUGAGCAGAUGGAUAUCUCGCCUGCAUCAUUAGUGACGCGAGUUGGCAAAGCUACUCUGUUUUGUAUCAAUUUCCAAAGAAUCUACUUCAAGGAGCUAGAUUGCGGCUAUUCUAUAUAGCCGAAGCCAUCUGGAUCAACUCCAGAAAAUCGAACUUAUGUGUCCAGAAGAGUUAUAUUUAGCCUCUAUGUUUACCUUGGCCCACGACUGGAUCACCUCUCAUUACAUAUGUUCAUACAGCGAUAUUAUUAUUAUCACCUCGAUUAAUAAGAUGGAAUUCUCCUAUUAUUCAUUUUACUCACACAUUUUUUUUAUUUUUUUUACAUUACUAUUAUACUGAUUAUGACUUGACAUUUUACUACAAAUCAUUCUGACCUUUCUAAUUUACAAAUAACACCAUUUUGGAGUAUAUAUGUCGUAACAGAUGCAAACGUUCACCAUUUUUAACACAUAACAUUGUCAAAUUCAUUAAUGAAUGCCUUAUUUUGGCUUUUGUAAGAUAUUAUAAUUAUGAACUUAUAACUAUAACCUAAUAAUGAAGUUGUUGAAAACAAUUGUCCGCUCAUAUAUCUUCUAUUUUGUAUAAUUUUUUAAUCUAGAUAAAUAUUUAUUUCAUAGCAUGUAGUCAACCAACACCUCACACCAGUCUUAGAUGGGAAAACAAAUCCACUAUUAUUGUUCUG